Molecule: messenger RNA, 2276 nt
Organism: Gymnogyps californianus (California condor)
Lineage: Eukaryota; Metazoa; Chordata; Aves; Accipitriformes; Cathartidae
Gene: WAC
Product: WW domain containing adaptor with coiled-coil
Exons: 14
Coding region: 237-2204 (655 amino acids)
Biological process (GO): positive regulation of TORC1 signaling; regulation of autophagy
Cellular component (GO): nucleus
Molecular function (GO): chromatin binding; RNA polymerase II complex binding
Source: RefSeq, a predicted model, not a curated record
CGCGGGGCCGAGUUGCUGGCGUCUCCCCUCUCGCUGUGCGCGGAGGAGAUGGGCCCGUGAGCGCUGCUCCCAGCCGAGCUGCCUGAGCCGCCCCCUCCCUCCCUUCCCCCCUCCCUGCCCCCGGUCGGCGGCGAGGCGGAGCGCUGCCUCCCCCUCCUCCCCCCUCGGCGCCUGUGGCCCGGCCGCGGCCGUCCCCUCCUGGUCCCCUCACACUCACACACACAGGCCGGGCAUUGAUGGUAAUGUAUGCGAGGAAACAGCAGAGACUCAGUGAUGGCUGUCACGACCGCAGGGGGGACUCGCAGCCCUACCAGGCUCUUAAGUACUCAUCCAAGAGUCACCCCGGUGGUGGUGAUCACCGUCAUGACAAGAUGCGAGACACCACGGAUCCUUCACCACCAAAUAAAAUGUUGCGGCGCUCUGAUAGCCCUGAAAACAAAUACGGUGACAACACAGGGCACAGUAAAGCAAAAAGUGUGCAUACUCACAGAGUUAGAGAGAGGGAUGGUGGGACCAGUUACUCUCCACAAGAAAAUUCACAUAACCACAGUGCUCUUCAUAGUUCAAAUUCACAUUCUUCUAAUCCCAGCAAUAAUCCAAGCAAAACUUCUGAUGCAUCUUUUGUCCAACACUGUGUUUUAAAGGCUUAUGAUUCUGCGGAUGAUUGGUCUGAACACAUCAGCUCUUCAGGCAAAAAAUACUACUACAACUGCCGAACAGAAGUUUCACAAUGGGAAAAACCAAAAGAGUGGCUGGAAAGAGAGCAGAGACAAAAAGAAGCAAGCAAAAUGUCAGUUAACAGUUUUCCAAAAGAUAGGGAUUACAGAAGAGAGGUGAUGCAGGCGACAGCUGCCAGUGGGUUUGCCAGUGGAAUGGAAGACAAGCAUUCCAGUGACGCCAGUAGUAUGCUCCCACAGAAUAUUUUAUCUCAAACAAGCAGGCACAAUGACAGAGACUACAGACUGCCAAGAGCAGAGACUCACAGUAGUUCUACUCCAGUACAGCAUCCCAUCAAACCAGUGGUUCAUCCAACUGCUACCCCGAGCACUGUUCCUCCUAGUCCAUUUUCUCUACAAUCUGAUCACCAGCCAAAGAAAUCCUUUGAUGCUAAUGGAGCAUCUACUUUAUCAAAACUGCCUACAUCCACAUCUUCCAUCCCUGCACAGAAAACAGAGAGAAAAGAGUCUGCAUCUGUGGACAAGUCUGUAUCCCAUUCUUGCACAACUCCUUCUACAUCUUCUGCUUCUGGACUGAAUCCAACUUCUGCGCCUGCUUCAUCUGCUCCUACAGUUCCUGUCUCACCUGUCCCACAAUCACCAAUUCCUCCGUUACUUCAGGACCCAAAUCUCCUUCGACAGCUGCUGCCUGCUCUGCAAGCCACCUUGCAGCUUAAUAAUUCUAGCGUAGAUAUAUCCAAAAUCAAUGAAGUUCUAACAGCAGCUGUGACACAAGCCUCUCUGCAGUCUAUACUCCAUAAAAUUCUUACUGCUGGACCAUCUGCUUUCAAUAUCACUUCCCUAAUUUCUCAAGCUGCACAACUGUCUACGCAAGCUCAGCCAUCUAAUCAGUCUCCAAUGUCUUUAACAUCUGACGCCUCAUCGCCAAGAUCAUAUGUAUCUCCAAGAAUAAGCACGCCUCAGACUAACACCGUUCCGCUUAAACCUUUGAUGACUACACCACCGGUAUCAUCGCAGCAGAAGGUUGCCACUCCAGGUGUUAAACAAGGACCAGCUUCACAGGCAGCAGCUCAGCAGCCGGUAGUAGCUGACAAGCAGGCAGGUCAUGAACCUGCCUCUCCACGAAGUCUUCAGCGCUCAAGUAGUCAAAGAAGCCCAUCACCAGGUCCAAAUCAUACCUCUAGCACUAGUGCAUCAAAUUCAACACCUGCACCGCAAAAUACAUCUGUACGACCGACUUGUUCAUUAACACCUACGCUAGCAGCACACUUCAAUGAAAAUCUUAUAAAGCAUGUUCAAGGCUGGCCUGCAGACCAUGCAGAAAAGCAGGCAUCAAGAUUACGUGAAGAAGCCCAUAACAUGGGAAGUGUCCAUAUGUCAGAAAUUUGUACUGAAUUAAAGAAUUUAAGGUCUUUAGUUCGAGUAUGUGAAAUUCAAGCAACUUUGCGUGAGCAAAGGAUACUAUUUUUGAGGCAACAAAUUAAAGAACUUGAAAAGCUAAAGAAUCAGAAUUCCUUCAUGGUGUGAAAAGUUGUAAACAAUUGCACAUGGUUUUGAGUACAGGAACUAUUAAACUGAUGCCCAGUCUUAACACUUUUG